AUGCAACUCAAAUACCCGACUGGCCCCACAUCCUUUAACCCCCGCAAGUCACAAUACAGGGUCUACGGCUCUAGUGAAGCAUCACAUCGUCAAACACACAUCCAGUGUAUCACGGCUACAUCUACGAUAAUUGAGCUGAAUCGAUCGCGAAAAUGGCGAAUCCCCUCGCAGACCCCGUCAAGUUACCCUGCGGCCUCGUGCUUCCAAAUAGGCUAUCCAAGGUACCUCCUCCCACCACCAAAAAAGCCUCAGCACAGCUCUAACACGUUUGAAACAGGCAGCAAUGGCCGAACUAAUGUCCAAAAAAACCACCCAGACCCUCUCCAACCCGCCUACGAAAAAUGGUCAUCCGGCGGCUGGGGCAGCAUCUUGACAGGCAAUGUUCAAGUCGAUAUAAAUCAUCUAGGGAGCCCCUUCGACCCAGCCCUGCACGGCGAGUACUCCUCAGCAGAGUCUAACACAGAAGUACUGGCACGAUGGAAAACCUACGCCUGCUCCAGCCAGAAACACGGCACACCAACCCUAGUCCAACUCUGCCACCCGGGCCGCCAAUCCUUCCGGGUCGCGGGGAAGAGGGGUAUAUUCGCCAGCAGCGUUGCGCCGAGCGCGGUGCCGAUCUCUGUGGGUGACAGUUGGAUCGAAAAAAUAAUUGCGGCGCUUGCGUGGAGUAAGCCCAGGGAGAUGACGACGGCUGAGGUUGAGACGACUAUUGCCCGGUUUGUGGAUGCUGCGAGACUUAUGGCUGAUGCUGGAUUUGCGGGGAUUGAGUUGCAUGGGGCGCAUGGGUAUCUUAUUGAUCAAUUCUUGAGUGGGAAGACAAACAACCGAACAGACAUCUACGGCGGCACCCCGCAAAAGCGCGCACGAUUUAUCCUCGAAAUAAUCCGACAAACCCGCGCUGUCGUCCCGCCCAAAUUCGCAAUCGGCAUAAAACUCAACUCAGCAGACCACGACAGCUCCACCUUCGAAGAAACAAUGACGCAAAUCGCGCUUCUCGUUGAUGCGGGUAUUGACUUUAUGGAAGUUUCUGGUGGGACGUAUGAGGAUCCGAGAAUGAUGGGGUAUGGAGGAGGAAAAAUAGAAAGAGGAGGGGGAGCCAAGUCUGAAAGAACAGCCGCCCGCGAAGCCUUCUUCCUCUCAUUCGCACACGAAGUCCGCGCCCGACACCCAGAUCUAUGUCUGAUGCUAACAGGCGGAUUCCGGUCUCGGGCCGGCGCGGUUGCGGCUAUCAACGACGGGGCGUGUGAUCUGAUUGGGAUUGGACGGCCUGCUGCUAUUAAUCCCAGUUUGCCGCAUUUAUUGCUUGAUGAGGGAGUUGAGGAGUGUAACGCUGUGCUAAGGCUGGAGAAGGUGCCGAUGCCUUGGUAUGUGGGGUUUUUGCCGAGGAAUUUGGUUGGGGCAGGGGCUGAGAGUACUUAUUAUGCGCUGCAGAUUCAGAGGUUUGCGAAGGGUUUGGCGACUUGUCUUCCUGGUCUUUGA
Molecule: messenger RNA, 1479 nt
Organism: Penicillium argentinense
Lineage: Eukaryota; Fungi; Ascomycota; Eurotiomycetes; Eurotiales; Aspergillaceae
Product: Aldolase-type TIM barrel
Exons: 5
Coding region: 1-1479 (492 amino acids)
Molecular function (GO): FMN binding; oxidoreductase activity
Source: RefSeq, a predicted model, not a curated record